UUGGGACAGAAUAAUUUCAAUCAAACGACAUCUGAACACUUCUCUUUAGACUCUCAGUCUUUGUUUUGAAGGUUUAAGGGCGGCCUCAAGUCCUAAGCAGAAAAUCAAGGGAAAGCGGAAAAAAUGGAAAUCGCUUCAGGCAAAUGGUUAUCUGAACUGGAAAUGGAGGAUCCCAUGUUUUUCCCACAAUACCAAAUGAUGAACCCUAUUGACUAUUCAUUUGAUGAUAUCAAUUUCCAAUCUUUUUCUUCUGAGAGCUAUUCAUCCUAUCCACAUAUCGACCAGAAAAUCUCCCACAACAACAUGAAUGGUUCAUGCAUUAAUGACGCUUCUCAUCAGGUCGAAGACUUUAAAAGGCCAAUGAAACAACUCAAGACCAACAGCUGGGACUCUAGCAUCACAGAAAACAUCCCACCAAUAAAGGCUUCUUCUUCCUCAUCUUCCCAGAUAAUCUCCUUCGACAAUUCGAAUUCAUCACCGUCUUUUUCUCAGCAAUACUAUGGUCUUGACUGUGAUGUGAAACCCAAAAAUAAUGAGUUGGGUUGGGAGGGAAAUAUGGGAUAUGUUCCAUCUUUGAUUUCUCAAAGUGCCUGCAAGAACCAAUCUUGCUCACCUAAAUUUAGGCAAGUUUCAAAGGGGGCCGGUUCAUUGACUAGGAAUCCUUUACAUGCUCGAGAUCAUGUAAUUGCUGAAAGAAAACGCCGUGAAAAGCUCAGCCAGAGGUUCAUAUCUCUUUCGGCACUUAUUCCUGGCCUGAAAAAGACAGAUAAGAACUCUGUGCUUGGAGACGCUAUCAAAUACUUGAAAGAACUUCAAGAGCGAGUGACUACGCUUGAGGAACAGGCUGCUAAGAAAACAGUAGAAUCAGUAAUCUUUGUGAGGAAAACCCAAUUUUUUGCAGAUGAUGAGACAUCUUCAUCUAAUGAGAACUUUGAUAGCCAAUCUAACAAUCCAUUCCCCGAGAUCGAAGCAAGAGUUUCAGACAAGGAUGUCCUCAUUAGAAUCCUCUGUGAGAAAAACAAAGGAUGCAUAUCAAAUAUCAUAAAUGAAGUCGAAAAGCUUCAUCUCUCAGUGCUCAAUAGCAAUGUCUUAGCCUUUGGACAAGCUACUCUUGACAUAACCGUUGUUGCUCAGAUGGAAGAUGAGUUUUCAAUGACAGUGAAGGAUCUUGUGAAAAGCCUACGACUGGCUUUGCUGAAGUACAUGUGAUGAACUUGCAAAUCCAUGUUCACACCGAGAAAACAAGAUUGCCUAUCGACUUCCAUUGGAUGGGGAGAAAAUAACUAGGAAUAAGAUCAAUGAGUUUUUUUUUUUUUUUUUCUCUUUUUUGGAUCAGUGAUGAUUUUCUAUAGUUUAUUCUUGUUGGUUUUUUCCUCAGACCUUAAAGAGAGAAACAAUAGCCUGUAAAUUAUUCCCUCCAUACUAGUUACUAUCGACCAUUAUCAAUAGCAACGAGGAUCCAAUUUUGCAGCAAAGGAGGGGUUUCUCUUUGUCUUUUUUUUUUUUGCGAAUUAUUGACCACGUUUUAUUUUUGCAGCAAAGAUGCCACGUGGCUGUGUUGGAUUCUCCUUAGCUUCAAGAGGUUUUUGAGAGGUUUAGACUUUAGUUGUAUACAUGGCAUCUUUCCCCUUCUUUUCUCCAUUAAUGUUGGAAGCUUACAGGUGGUUUUUUUUUUUUUUUUAAUUCUUA
Molecule: messenger RNA, 1689 nt
Organism: Durio zibethinus
Lineage: Eukaryota; Viridiplantae; Streptophyta; Magnoliopsida; Malvales; Malvaceae
Product: transcription factor bHLH19-like
Molecular function (GO): protein dimerization activity
Source: RefSeq, a predicted model, not a curated record